AUGCCUUUUAUUUAUUUAUUUAAACCCGCAGCUGAAGAGAACAUACAUCAGCACAAAGAGAAGAACGUUAUUUUAAUUGUUGGUCGUUCUGGGAAUGGAAAGAGAUCUAUUGGAAAUUCUCUUCUAGGAGAGCCACCAUUUUUUGAGACAGGUACUUACGAACAAACAUUAGAUCUUGUCUAUAAGGACAGUGAUAAAUUAAGAGUUAUAGUGUGUCCUUUUAUCGGAGACACUGGAGAUGACAUAGACGCCAACCUUCAGGAAAUCUGCGAUGCGACUAGGAAACUUAAAAAUAUCGUCGGCGACAGAGACAUCGAUGCAAUACUCUUCGUUCUGAAAUACGGAGUUCGAUUUACCAAGCAAGAAAAAGACGCAGUGCAACGAGUUAAAGACGUAUUUGGGCCAGAUGUCUUUAAACAUCAUAUAAUUAUUGCAUUUUCAUACGGUGAUUUGUUUGAACAAGAUAGCCUAAACAAAUCUGCAAUGUUUUUUGAAUGGUGUCAGCAACAAACUGGUGAUAUAAGAGACAUUUUCGUAGAAAACAAAUAUAGAUGCAUUUUAUUUAAUAACAAAGAUAACUAUCAAAAUCUCAAAUCAAAGCUAAACUCUUUGUUCGAAUAUAUUAGCAACGAAGAAACUGCAACACUACAUAAAAAUUCUCAAGAAAAUAUCAACCUUGAUAUUUCUGAUAAAAGCGAACCUACAGUAAAUGCUGACAGAAAAAGUGAUGAACCUGCCAUGACUAAUGAACAGACAGUUACAAAAUACGAUCUUAACAAUAUUUCUAACUACAUGAAAAAAGUAAAAGCAGAAAUUAACGAAAAUACAGAAACAGCGGUUUCUACUGGUAUUUUUGAUGAUGCCAAAAACAAAGCUAAAAAUGCUUUUAAAAAAAGUGGCAAAUAUGUUUGUGGUAAAGGAAGAGUUGUACUAAAUAAGAUCAAAAACGCAUUAAAAAAUUCAAAUAGCGAAAUUGAAAGUACUCCAGGUGGUUCACAAAAUUUGAAUGGAACUGAAAACAAAUCAUCUGAGGAUGGUGAAGCUGUUUAA
Molecule: messenger RNA, 1050 nt
Organism: Biomphalaria glabrata
Lineage: Eukaryota; Metazoa; Mollusca; Gastropoda; Planorbidae
Exons: 1
Coding region: 1-1050 (349 amino acids)
Molecular function (GO): GTP binding
Source: RefSeq, a predicted model, not a curated record